Molecule: messenger RNA, 471 nt
Organism: Sporothrix brasiliensis 5110
Lineage: Eukaryota; Fungi; Ascomycota; Sordariomycetes; Ophiostomatales; Ophiostomataceae
Exons: 3
Coding region: 1-471 (156 amino acids)
Source: RefSeq, a predicted model, not a curated record
AUGACAGAGCCCGAGAACUUUGACGACGAGCUCUUCGCCGACUUGUACAACGAUGACGAACCCUCCGCACCCCGAGCGCCCGCCGCAGCGCCCGCACAAGCCGCUCCGCCCGUAGUUGCAUCAUCUGCCGCACAGGAACCGGCAAGCAAUGACAGUUACGGCGAUGACGCCGGCGGCCAGGGCGUUGGCGACUACGACGACUCUGCUAUGCAGUACGACGAUGACGACGACGAAGUGGACUUCAACCUUGGCAACGGCAGCAGCAGCAAUAAGAACGCUGGUGCCGGCACAAACGCCGGCGCAGGAACUGGUGCCGGAUCCGGUUUUGGGGCUGGUCAGCAUUCAGAAGAGACACCACAGCCAAGCGGCGGUGGCCAGUUUUCUGGCGGCCCAAGGCCAGGACUGCUGGCGAACAAGGUUGGUCCCAACUCCAAAGAAGAUGGGGGGGAAACUGCUGGUCUCGGUCAGUGA